Molecule: messenger RNA, 1613 nt
Organism: Arvicanthis niloticus (Nile rat)
Lineage: Eukaryota; Metazoa; Chordata; Mammalia; Rodentia; Muridae
Source: RefSeq, a predicted model, not a curated record
AACACAGCCUUGAAGGUUGAACUUUCGCGGGAUGAGUGGUCGGGACGCUCAGCUUCCGGAAGAGUGAGUCCAGGAGGUCUGGGUUGGGCGCCGCCAUGACAACCUGAUACCGGAAAAGGCGGGUCUCUUCUCCUGACUGAUCGGCUCCUGAACUGGCCUGGAGAUGCAGGCAGCUCUGGAAGUCACUGCUCGAUACUGCAGCCGGGAGCUGGAUCAGUAUGGCCGAUGUGUGGCAGCCAAGCCAGAGUCGUGGCAUCGAGAUUGUCACUACCUUAAGAUGAGCAUUGCUCGAUGCACGUCCUCCCACCCCAUCAUCCGCCAGAUCCGACAGGCCUGUGCUGAACCGUUUGAAGCCUUUGAGGAGUGUCUUCGCUUGAAUGAGGCAGCAGUUGGCAAUUGUGCCGAACACAUGCAGCGCUUCCUGCAGUGCGCUGAGCAAGUGCAGCCACAAAGUUCACCCACAACUGGAGAGGUAAAGGAGGCUCACUCGAUUGUAUCUUUUUCCCUUCACAACUCCCUUCAUUUUCUAGUUUAAAUGCCUUCAAGAACUAGCUCCAGUCCCAUUCCCAUACAUGGCCCUGGCUAUGCAUCCAGAAUCCAAAACACACGGUUCUCUAUCCCCAAGUCUAAGUCUUCGAUUCACUUCACCUUUCACACUCCUUCACUGACAGGGCACCUGCCCCGGCCUGUGCCUGGCUUGCCUGAUCCUCCUGCUUCCAUAUAAUGACCUGAAUUCUGGUCAUGAUAAACCCUUGCUUAAAACUCUCUGGUGGCUUCCGACUCACACUGAAACAAAGACCCUGAUUCUUACCGAAUCCCUUGUGUUCAUCCCUUCCUCUGCCAUUGUGUCCCCUUCACUGCUUUCCAGCUGUGCUGGUAGAAGUGAGGGGGAGGGGUGAAGGGAAAAGGAUCUAGCUACUGUACACAGUACAUAAAUACACAUACAAUAUGUCUCAGAUACUAAAAUGUUAUUGAUGGGCAACGAGGAAAAAGUCUUAAAAUGCUCUGGGAUUGGCAGAAAUGGGAGAAAGAGUGAGAAACCCUCAACUGUGUCUUGCUGCUCUUGCUGGACCACUCAAAGGGAAAGUUCACACCUUUAACCAUCCUUAUCUGAGCCCCUCCGUGGGGUCUCUGUCCCUGCAGCUCUGCCUUUUUCUUUCUCACCUUCCUGCCUAGUUUGUUGGUCCAUCUUGUCCUUUCCAGUCCCUCUGUGAUGGUCCCAGAAUGGUAUCAGAGGAAAUCUUAGCAUGUUGGCUUCUGCAUAGAAAGCUCUCUGUGGUUCCAGUUCUUCCAGAUCAGCUCUCACCCCCAGUGCAGCCUGGAUCCCGGGUGACCUGGCCCUACCUCUCCACUCUCCACCUCCAGUUCCAUGCUCCAUCUUCAGUAGACAGUGCAAGCAUAUUCAUCCUGCAUCUCCAGCUCUCUUACUCUGCGUGGGCUGCCCUCUCAAGUCCAUCUCCUGUCCUGAUUCCUAUCCUGUGUACACGAUACCAUCUCUCAAAAAGACUUCCUCUGUUCCCCCAUUCCUGUUCGCUGGCUUUUAAGCUCCACCAGCUCCCUGCAUCCCAGGCCUCAUCCUACCAUUUCAUACUUUACCCUUGUGUCUCAUACUU